CACCGUAUCGUUUGCCAUCGCCAUCGCCGUAAUCGUCGAAACGUCCGCCGCACGUCUGCAGUACCGUGCUCUUGCCUCGCACUUGCUGUUAGGCUGCUUCUUGCUCCUUCUCCACAGCUCAAGCGCCAGUUCUCGUUGAAUUUGACAAGAUGAUUCCGGCCCAGCGCAACAAGAUUGACAUCAGCAAAAUGACGGAGGAGGAGCAGAAGCUGUUCCGCCUCUACGGAAAGCUGCCUACUCACAAGAACGUUAUCACGAAGAUGCAGAAGGAUCGGAAGUUCUUCGACUCUGGCGAUUACGCCUUGUCGAAGGCUGGAAAAGCCCCCCAGAACACUGUAGGCACGGCCAUCCCCAGCCCGGAGAAUAUUCCUCAUGCAGCAACCCCGCCGGCUGGUCAGCAAUUAUCGUCAUCGCCCACGAAUGGUGUCACAAGCCCCGUCAAAGAGAGCUCCUUGCACCACUCUGACACUGAGGAGGACACCAAAGAGGAAGUCGUGGAAGCCCCCGCCGAACCCGCCGUGGACCCUUUUGAUGAAGCGGCCGCUUCUGUGGUCGAAUCGCAGUGACCGCCCCCGCGGCCCUUGUGACCGCUCACCAAACACCGUCCCCGAUUGCGAUUGUCACUCGUUGCAUUGCUGAUUCUUGCGCCUUUCCAUGGCUUCGCAAACGCCAUCUUCAAUGUACUUUUAAAUAAUGGUUCUCGAGUCGUGGCCUACGGAUAUGUAACAUAGGUUGGACUGCGGAUAAUGCCAAUUUCAAGUCGAAGAGCAC
This is a messenger RNA of Punctularia strigosozonata HHB-11173 SS5, 771 nucleotides long. Its product is annotated as Endosulfine-domain-containing protein. The transcript has 4 exons. The record is from RefSeq and is a predicted model, not a curated record. Gene Ontology annotation, molecular function: protein phosphatase inhibitor activity. Lineage: Eukaryota; Fungi; Basidiomycota; Agaricomycetes; Corticiales; Punctulariaceae. Bases 150 to 566 code for a protein of 138 amino acids. Gene Ontology annotation, cellular component: cytoplasm.